AUGCCUAAAUUGGAUUCAGAAUGUUGUGACUCUAAGCCAUUCAAUACUGGAAACUAUGAGUGGAAGGUAAAACUAUAUCCCAAGGGAAAAGGUGCUGAAUUGGGCAGUUAUCUUUUACUUUACCUAGCCUUAGCUAACCCAACAGCCCUUCCUCCAGGUUCUAAAGUAUAUGCACAGACAGUAUUACGCAUCAUUGAUCAAAAGCAAGCUAAGCAUUAUUUUGGAAAAGGUAACUACUGGUUUAGUGCCUCAAACAAUGAAAAUGGUGCAUCCAGAUUCAUUUCAAUCAGUAAUUUCACCAGUCAAAACAUGGGAUAUCUGGUGAAAGACAUUUGCUUGGUAGAAGCGGAGGUUACAGUUCUUGGAGUGGUUGAUGCAU
Messenger RNA from Gastrolobium bilobum, 379 nucleotides. Its product is annotated as ubiquitin C-terminal hydrolase 12-like. The transcript is spliced from 3 exons. The record is from RefSeq and is a predicted model, not a curated record. Lineage: Eukaryota; Viridiplantae; Streptophyta; Magnoliopsida; Fabales; Fabaceae. The annotation marks the transcript as partial. Gene Ontology annotation, molecular function: protein binding.